GCGCAGGCCUAUCAUGUUGCAUUCGUUCCGAGUUGUUUCUAUGGGCUACAAGUCUAGCUUUUACAACUCUUUACACAAUAUUCUGUCUGCGAUUCUGUGGUGAUUUUAUGCGAUUGAUUGAUGACACGUAGGCAAUCAUGAGGGCAUUAGAGGCAGGAAUAUUGGUGAAAUUGAGAAAGGGGAAACGAGUGUGUUAUGGAUGGUUGUCCCCAUUCCUGUAGGGUUUUUAAAUAUGACAGUUCCUCAAGACACGGCAGCAGACAACGAGCGUAUAUAGGCUAUAGCUCAGUGGAGUGAACUAUGUAGUUGUGCCAGAGCUGUUCUGUGGGAGCGUGCGGUCUCGGUGGACUGUGAUCGGGGCUGUGUUCACUUGAGGAGAUGGCUGUUCUGGCUGCCCAAGCAGGUUUGCCGGACCAUUCUUGAGGCCAGACACUCUGAGGUAUGUUGUCUGUCUGCAUUUGUCUAAAAUGAAAAAGGGAGGGAGCAGCACAAAUACCGCACAGCCAGACGCCAUGCAGGGGGAGCCCUCCCCUCAUCCCUGAGUGCUGAAACUGGAGCCUGAAUGUGUCAUCAGAUAGUGUCAGACUGCAUCCAGCAGGGGGGAUGAUAAGAGUUUAUAGAAAGUAGCCUUUCAGACACCCUGUGGAAGAUUUUCCUCUAAAAUACUAUUUUGAAUCAGUCAGACAGAUUUGGUCAUUGACCUUCUCAACAGUAGUUUCUCCAGACCAGACCGCCAGGGGGUUUAGCGAGGAGCCAGUAUGGAGUGGUCACUAGAAAGGGUGAGGGAGAUGGUGGCUGGAGGGAUGCAGUCUAUGAGGGACUGUGAGUCCAGUGCCUUUGGCACAGCCAUGUGCCUGCUGCUGCUCUUUGUGUGGUACUGUUACAGGGUAGGUCGUGAGCACAGCUCCUCUCCCCUGCGUGGGGGGUACAGCAAUGAGCCCAGUCGAGUAGGAGGGGGUGGGGGGGCCUUGAUCAGCACAGAUGGGGAUGGUAGGGCAAAAGGCAGGCCAGUGUCAGGGGUGGAGGAGCAGAACGGCUUUGCUUACUGCCAGUCCACUGAGUGUUUUCGCUGCACCAACACAGGGGAGGGUCUUAAUCAGAGGCUGUACCACAGCUUGCAGGAUUACGCCAAACGCUACACCUGGUCGGGCAUGGGCAGGGUACACAAAGGGGUACGAGACCAGGGCCGCUACCUCACCAGCCGGCCCACCAUCCAGAGGCCAGAGGUGUUCUUCCUUCCUGACCUGCCCUCAGCACCCUUCUUCUCCCGGGACGCACAGAAACACGACGUGGAGCUGCUGGAGAGGAGCUUCCCUGCUCUGCUGGCUGAGUUUGAGAACAUCUACCACGCCCCCCCAGCGCGGGCUGGCUCCUCCCUGCCUCCGGGCUGGAAGGCCAACAGCACCCCCCAUGGCCAGUGGUGGACCUUCUACCUGGUGAACCAGGGAACUCCGCUGGCCCUGAAUGCCAGGAGGUGCCCCCGGGCCUGGAGGGUACUGGGCCAGCUGCGCACCUUCAUUGCCAACAACGUGUUUGGAAAUGCCUGCUUCUCUGUGCUGACCCCCGGAGCCCUGAUAACUGAGCAUUACGGCCCAACCAACGUCAGGCUGCGCUGCCACCUGGGUCUUAGAGUGCCCUCUUCCUGUGAGCUGGUAGUUGGAGGGGAGCCGCAGUGCUGGUCUGAGGGGAGCUGUCUGCUGUUUGAUGACUCCUUCCUCCACAGGGCCUUCCAUGAGGGCAGCCCAGAGGACGGCCCCAGGGUGGUCUUCAUGGUGGACCUCUGGCACCCUAAUGUGGCAGCUGCUGAGAGGCAGGCUCUGGACUACAUCUUCACCCCUGGACGCUGAGCAGGCGGUGGGGUGGGGUGGGGGGGAGAGGAAGAGAGACAGAGCUAAAGAGAGAAACACAGAGAGGUAAAGAGAGACAGAGAAUGUGUCAGAAUUUAAGAGAGAGUUGGUGAGAAAAGAACACUGUGAGUGAGGUGAGACAUCUUCUUCUUUGUCUCUUGUUCCGUUCCCACACUCACUGUGUACAUAUUCUCUGUCUUGUUCGAAUUGGCUCUCUCCCUGUAACUCUUAGCACCUACUGACUUUGACCAAACAGACGUAAUGUAAAAUGUUACAUUUGAAUGUUUACAGCCCCAAUCCUUAUAUCUGUGAUUAUUCCUGCCCAUGUGUGAUAGUUUACUGUGCUCUCCUUUAGAAAUCAAUACAGCUUUCACAAAAACAGUUGGAUAAGCACAUGGAAAAUGUUUUUUUUAGAAAUCAAAUUAUUUGCUAGAGACUGCCUGUGUUGCUACACAGGAGAAAUGGUUGUAUUUGCAGUAGUGGAGAAAUCACUGAGGAAGCCAGAAAAAAAAGCCAUAUUACAACCUAUGUGUUGUGAUAACUGCGUUGUUUGCUCUGUAACCUGUUAAUUCAUAUGCCUUGCGACUGUGUUAUAUAGGUCUAAAGACCGAGACAAUAAGAAGACAGUGGCAGAAUAAAUUCAACCACCUUUGUUUUAUCACAAAACCCGGAUAGCAACCUCUGUCCGGUUUAGUCCACAAAGCAUAUUGCAUGUAACAGACAUGACCUACAGCAUGGUCAAAUAAGUUAAUGUUUCUGACUAUUCCAGCACCAUUUCAACUUCAACAUUUCAACAUCAUCAAAUCACCUCUGCUUAGUCUAAUACGCUGAACUAAAAAAUACCAAAAACAAUUUAGUCCAAUCAACGUAAGCUAAACAUGAUGUGGCUGUCCAUGGAUCUAAUUUAUUUGUGCGUGUGCGCAUUUGUGCAAGUAGAAUAAUAUGUUGACUCGCCCUACUUGUAGAGAAAUGCCAAUGCCAUCCUCCUCUUUCAUUUUGACGAAACGGUCUAUCAUACAGUACACGGUUUUAUUUUUUGUUGUCCUAGGCUAGCUGUCUAAAAUGCAUGCUGGCCUAACUUCCAUUCAUGGGCAAUGUUAGCUAGAUAACAUUAGUCUUCUACAUCUAGCUACAUGUUGAACUAACAUUCUCUCUCAGGCCAGGGUCACAACAAUGUAUGAAUGAAUGGUCAGAAUGCCGUUAUAAUCAUUGGCCAGUACAGAGAAUUAAGUAAAACAAUAAGUCCAAAUCCCUAUCGCCAUCCAUGGCUAAUUUAGGAAACGGAAAACUUUAGCUAGCUAGCUAGUCACUGGAAGACAACAACACACAACGAGAUGCAACAAUUCAACUUGUUUCUAUCAAUGAUGUAUGCUCUCAAUGCGAUUUGAUAGUAGUGACGCCAAAAUCCAAGCUGACUUCAAUUGACACUUUUUUGGGGGGGUGCGCCAAGACAGUUUAGCUCAACGAUGAGCAACUAGUUUUUUUUAUUUUUAUCAAGGGAGGCCAAAUGCUCUCAGGCGUUCCUUGCUUUCCAUUCAAUGCUAGGGGCGGCAACAAUGUCAUUCAUCUAUCUGAUGCUGGCUGUCGUUGGGACCAGACAGAAUCAGAUAGAUGGCAUACAUGUAGAGCGACAGAGGGGGCGCUGUUUCGUUUGUUCGGAUGCUUUCUCCUCUGAGAUACAUUUAGACUUGCGAAUUGAAGGAAAAUUAUGAAACCGAGAGAUGAAUGCUAAAUGAUUUUAUGUUAUUUUCUUGAUACAUUUUUUUGGGGAGCUUGGCUUCCCUUGACAUCCAUGAAUACACGCCACUGUGUAUUUGGUAAAUUAUCUAAUUAAUGGUUGUAAUAUUGUUGGUUGUAUUUGAUAUCAACUUUGUAUUUAUGUAAAUAGAGUUGGAUUACAAAACAUAUCUGAGAGGUUUUGAAAUAUAAUUGUCUUACAAUCGGUAGGUAUUGUGUGGUCUUAAUUUACUGGUACUGCAUUGUCAUCUUCUCUCCCGAGUAUUUGUCAUUUUGAGACAUUCAUUUUUAGAUAUUUGAAAUGUUUAUCAAGUGGUUUGGCUAUUGUUCAGUAACAUUUUAUACCAUUCUGUGAUUUUUCAGCUGCAUAUCAAAUGUUUGGUGAUAUUCUUCCCCAAUAGUCAUAUUUGUGGCAUUUGUAUUCAUUUUGAACAGUAUUUAAUAAAUGGCAAAUUAUCUGAAUCA
Molecule: messenger RNA, 4049 nt
Organism: Oncorhynchus mykiss (rainbow trout)
Lineage: Eukaryota; Metazoa; Chordata; Actinopteri; Salmoniformes; Salmonidae
Product: aspartate beta-hydroxylase domain-containing protein 2
Cellular component (GO): membrane
Source: RefSeq, a predicted model, not a curated record